Molecule: messenger RNA, 222 nt
Organism: Dentiscutata erythropus
Lineage: Eukaryota; Fungi; Glomeromycota; Glomeromycetes; Diversisporales; Gigasporaceae
Source: the annotation of a GenBank genome assembly
AUGCGCAUUCCAAGUAAUCAAUCUCUGCUAUCACAAUCAUUGGCAAUAUCAUUGUCGUUACCACUCGAACCACCAAAAUCUGAUGAACCAAUCUUUUACAAUGCCAUAGCACAAAAAGAAGCUUCUGCUAAAAAAAAAGAAUUAGAAAAAGAAUUGGCUGAAUUACAAGCUAUAUCAAGAAUUAUUACAAAUCCUGAAUAUUAUAAAAGUUUUUCUUCCCAG